This is a messenger RNA of Nannospalax galili (Upper Galilee mountains blind mole rat), 4785 nucleotides long. It is a transcript of the gene Clip2, whose product is annotated as CAP-Gly domain containing linker protein 2. The record is from RefSeq and is a predicted model, not a curated record. Bases 299 to 3442 code for a protein of 1047 amino acids. Gene Ontology annotation, molecular function: microtubule plus-end binding. Gene Ontology annotation, cellular component: nucleus; microtubule plus-end; cytoplasm. The transcript has 17 exons. Lineage: Eukaryota; Metazoa; Chordata; Mammalia; Rodentia; Spalacidae. Gene Ontology annotation, biological process: cytoplasmic microtubule organization.
CUCGGCUCCGCCUCGGGACGCGCAGGCAGUGACCGGGCUUGCUGGAUCCGCCCCUCCCUCCACUCCCGUCUCACCGUGGCUGAGUGAGCGAGAGGCCCGGGCUCGGAAAGCGGAGCCCCGGCUAAGGUAGCGGUGCGCCGACACGGGCGCAGCAUCCUCGCUCCCGAGACGCGCGAACGCACAGGAGGAGGUCGAGGGGUGCUGGGUCCUGGUUGCUGCUGGAGCUCCAAGGUGACCGAGCAUGGCAGAGAGGAUGUGACCUGCAUCUGCCCUUGUCUGCCCUCCCAGUGGCACCACCAUGCAGAAACCCAGUGGCCUGAAGCCCCCUGGCCGUGGGGGGAAGCACUCCAGUCCAGUGGGUAGGCCGUCCACUGGCUCUGUUUCGUCCUCUGUGGCGGCAGUGUCCAGCGGCUGCAAGGAAGGGUCCCCCCUGCACAAGCAGACAUCAGGACCCUCCUCCACUGGAACCACCACUGCCGUCCCCGAGAAGCUGGGCUCAAAGACAGCUGAAGUGGGUGAUGAUUUCCUGGGGGACUUCGUGGUGGGAGAGAGAGUGUGGGUAAAUGGCAUCAAACCUGGUGUGGUGCAGUAUCUGGGAGAGACACAGUUUGCACCAGGCCAGUGGGCCGGUGUGGUCCUGGAUGAUCCGGUGGGCAAAAAUGAUGGAGCUGUAGGUGGUGUACGCUACUUCGAGUGCCCAGCCCUGCAGGGCAUCUUCACUCGGCCCUCCAAGCUGACCCGACAGCCCACAGCUGAGGGCUCAGGCAGCGAUGCCCACUCGGUGGAAUCCCUCACUGCCCAGAACCUGUCCUUGCAUUCAGGUACUGCCACACCCCCACUCACCAGCCGGGUCAUCCCCCUGCGGGAGAGCGUUCUUAACAGCUCUGUGAAGACUGGCAACGAGUCUGGCUCCAACUUAUCUGACAGCGGCUCAGUGAAGCGGGGUGACAAGGACCUGCGUUUGGGAGAUCGUGUGCUGGUCGGUGGGACGAAGACCGGUGUGGUACGCUACGUGGGGGAGACAGACUUUGCCAAAGGCGAGUGGUGUGGUGUGGAACUGGAUGAACCCCUUGGAAAGAAUGAUGGGGCAGUGGCAGGCACCAGGUACUUCCAGUGCCCACCCAAGUUUGGUCUCUUCGCACCAAUCCACAAGGUCAUCCGCAUUGGCUUCCCAUCCACUAGCCCAGCCAAGGCCAAGAAGAACAAGCGUAUGGCCAUGGGUGUCUCAGCCCUGACCCACAGCCCCAGCAGUUCCUCCAUCAGCUCUGUCAGCUCUGUGGCCUCCUCGGUUGGGGGCCGGCCCAGCCGUAGUGGCCUGCUCACAGAGACAUCUUCUCGCUAUGCCCGGAAGAUCUCAGGCACCACAGCCCUGCAGGAGGCACUGAAGGAGAAACAGCAACACAUUGAACAGCUGCUGGCUGAGAGGGACCUGGAACGGGCUGAGGUAGCCAAGGCCACCAGCCACAUCUGCGAGGUGGAGAAAGAGAUUGCGCUGCUGAAGGCCCAGCACGAGCAGUAUGUUGCAGAAGCAGAGGAGAAGCUGCAGCGGGCACGAUUGCUGGUGGAGAAUGUGAGGAAAGAGAAAGUGGACCUGUCCAACCAGCUGGAGGAGGAAAGGAGGAAGGUGGAGGACCUGCAGUUCCGAGUGGAGGAAGAAUCCAUCACCAAAGGAGACUUGGAGACCCAGACCCAGCUGGAGCACGCGCGCAUUGGUGAGCUGGAACAGAGCCUGCUACAGGAGAAAGCGCAGGCCGAGCGGCUGCUCAGAGAAUUAGCGGAUAACAGGCUAACCACAGUGGCCGAGAAGUCUCGGGUGCUGCAGCUGGAAGAGGAGCUGACCCUGCGGCGGGGGGAGAUUGAAGAGUUGCAGCAGUGUUUGCUGCACUCAGGCCCACCACCCCCGGACCACCCCGAGGCUGCUGAGACCCUGCGGCUGCGAGAACGGCUGCUGUCAGCCAGCAAGGAACAGCGUAGAGACAGCACCCUGCUCCGCGACAAAUACGAGAAGGCACUGAAGGCCUACCAGGCCGAGGUGGACAAGCUCCGGGCGGCCAACGAGAAGUACGCACAGGAAGUGGCGGACCUCAAGGCCAAGGUCCAGCAGGCCACCAGCGAGAACAUGGGACUUAUGGACAACUGGAAAUCCAAGCUGGACUCGCUGGCCUCCGAUCACCAGAAGUCUCUGGAGGAUCUGAAGGCCACGCUAAACUCGGGUCCAGGUGCCCAGCAGAAAGAAAUUGGGGAACUGAAGGCUCUGGUAGAGGGUCUCAAGAUGGAACACCAGCUGGAGCUAGGCAACCUGCGUGCCAGGCAUGACCUGGAAACUGCCAUGCACGGCAAGGAGAAGGAGGGCCUGAGGCAGAAGCUUCAGGAAGCCCAGGAGGAGCUGUCUGGGUUGCAGCAGCACUGGCAAGCCCAGCUGGAGGCACAGGCUGGUCAGCACCAGCUGGAACUUCAAGAAGCCCAGGACCAAUGUCGUGAUGCCCAGCUGCGAGUGCAAGAGUUGGAGGGUCUGGACGUGGAGUACCGUGGCCAGGCCCAGGCCAUUGAGUUUCUUAAAGAGCAGAUCUCACUGGCUGAAAAGAAGAUGCUGGACUAUGAGGCUCUGCAGAGGGCGGAAGCCCAGAGCAAGCAGGAGGCAGAUCGCCUGCGGGACAAGCUUCUGGUGGCUGAGAACAGACUCCAAGCUGUAGAGUCCUUGUGCUCUGCCCAGCACAGUCAUGUGAUCGAGCCCAAUGACCUUUCUGAGGAGAAGAUUCGGAUGAAGGAGACAGUGGAGGGCCUACAGGACAAGCUGAACAAGAGGGACAAAGAGGUGACAGCCUUGACGUCCCAGAUGGAGACGCUCAGGGCCCAAGUAAGUGCCCUGGAGAACAAGUGCAAGUCAGGAGAGAAGAAGAUGGACUCGCUCUUGAAGGAGAAGCGGCGCUUGGAGGCGGAACUGGAGGCUGUGUCCCGGAAGACCCAUGAUGCCUCUGGCCAGCUAGUCCACAUCAGUCAGGAACUGCUACGGAAAGAGCGGAGUCUGAAUGAGCUGAGGGUGUUGCUGCUAGAGGCCAACCGCCACUCCCCUGGACCGGAGAGGGACCUAAGCCGUGAGGUGCACAAAGCCGAAUGGCGGAUAAAGGAACAGAAACUAAAGGAUGACAUACGAGGCUUGCGAGAAAAGCUGACAGGCCUGGACAAGGAGAAGUCCACGUCAGAGCAGAGACGCUACUCCCUCAUCGACCCCGCCUCUGCACCUGAGUUACUGCGGCUGCAGCACCAGCUAGUGAGCACUGAAGACGCACUUCGGGAUGCAUUGGACCAGGCCCAGCAGGUGGAGAGGCUGGUGGAGGCCCUGAGGGGCUGCUCGGACAGGGCCCAGACCAUCAGCAAUUCCGGUUCUGCCAACGGCAUCCACCAGCCAGACAAGGCCCACAAACAGGAGGAUAAACACUGACCCAGAGGGACACCGUGGACCAUCCCGGUUCACACUACAUACAGCCCACCAGGCUCCCAGCAGUACCACCUCCAGGCAGGAACCAAAACUCCCUCUGGAGAUGAGACUAUGUUAAUUCCACCUGAACCCCCUGCCGGACCAGGAGGUUCCCAUAAACAUGACCUUCCACAGAAUGCGGUACAGCCAGGCCUCUGAGAGACCCUCUGAGAGACCCUCUCCUGGGCUCCAAGAAGCUUCUGGAAUUUGCAGAGGCUGAUGCAAUCCAGUUGAGCCUCUCAUGGCUACAGCAAGCUGCUCUGAGGCCUGUCUGGGUGCCUCGGGUAUGCCCCUGCCUCCAUUUCCUACUGGUUUUUCCCAUGUCCCCUGUAAGGCCCCUGAGUGGUGGCGCAGGGCUGAAGUCUAGAAGUCCGGGGUCUUCUUGUCCCCACACUCUGAGCCUCGUUCAAACUUUGGUACAAGGUCUUUUGGUCAUCUCUUCCCAGGCCCAAGGAUUCAGAGGUCCUUCCCAGACACCAGGCUAGUGUGCAUUCCCACCUGACAAGCGACAGUAUUAGGCAAGCUCACAAGCCUUUCUGCUUCCCACCUUGAGCUUGAGCCAGGCCUGGCUUGGAACUUAGAACAGCCACAGGGCUCAUAAACAAAGUCCACUCAUAGUGUUUGCUGGGUGAGAAGACUCAAGCUGGCUCCCUUUGCUCCUGGGGAGUCCUGCUAUAUUACUCCAGAGACCCCAGCAUCCCACAGGGUCCGGGCCCUGCUCCUACUUUCCCAGAGCUCCAAGCCCCCUCUCCCCAGCCCAGGGUGGAACCACAGUGCGUGGCCCAUGUCCCCAUGCAUAGGACAGGUGUGUAAGUCAUAGGAAGGAAUGGCCCAGGUGGCCUCUGUGAGCAUGCCAGGCACGGGACAGGUGACACUCACGUUCUUUCCCUCAGGAGGAAGUGAGUUAGCCCAUCAACCUCCUUUGCUUCCUGUUGGCUUUUGGUAGAGCUCGCGUGCCAUUUUAACAACAGCAGUCUAGAGUCUAGAAAAUUGAUGCUUUAGCGGCCUAACUACAGAGUCAAUACUGUUCUUUCCAGCACAAUGGGGCAGCUCAUGUAUUAGGAACUAACAAACCAGAAGGGGCUGAGCCUCACCCAGGGGUGGACUUGUACCUGGUAGGUGUGCAAGAAGCCAUUUCCCCCUGCAAGCACUGGCCUUUGAAGGCCACUCAUCCUGCCCGGUGUGGCCCCCCCAGGUGUGGCUCAGCCAUGUCCCCAUCCCUCCCCACCCCCCCAUCCCCCAGUGGAAUUGUGGAAAUGUGGCAAAUCCUUCUUCAGGACAAUAAAGCUUGUGACUGAGGUGCAGGA